AAUCGCUGCUCAAAAGAUUGAAGAAGAGGUGAGGCUGGUUGGGGAUGUCAAAAAGGAAGUGAAAAAACUUCGGAGAAAUCUUGAAGCCAUUCAAGCUGUGCUACUUGAUGCAGAGGAGAGGCAAGUGAAGGAGAAACCUGUGAAACGUUGGUUAGAUCAGCUCAAAGACACAUCCUACGACAUGGAAGAUGUGUUGGAUGAGUGGAAUACUGAAAUCACGAAACUGCAAGUGGAGGGAGAUCUUCAAAAUUCUCUUGUUCCUAAGCAGAAGGUACGUUCCUUCUUCCUUUGUCCUUGCUUUGGUAUCAAACAAGUCGUUUUACGUCGUGAUAUAGCACACAAGAUAAAAGAAUUAAAUGAAAAUCUAGAUGCUAUUGCCCAAGAAAAAGAUACAUACAGUUUUAAGGAAAUGAAGAGUAUAGAAAGAUCGGAGUGAAUUCAAAGUACGUCUUUGGUUGAUGUGUCUGAAAUAUACGGGCGAGAUUAUGAGAAUAAUUCUUUAGUAAGUAAGUUGUUAAGUGAGAGCAAUGAAGAGCAAAAAAGCCUCCAUCUCAUCUCACUUGUAGGGAUGGGAGGAAUUGGGAAAACAACUCUUGCUCAACUUGCUUAUAAUAGUGAUAAGGUCAUAAACAAUUUUGAAACAAGAGUAUGGGUGUGUGUAUCGGAUCCUUUUGAUGAGUUUAGGAUUGCCAAAGCAAUAAUUGAAGGUCUUAAAUGUCCAACUGAUAAUUUAGUUGAAUUGGAGUCUCUUAUGCAAUGUCUUCGUCAAUCUAUUAUUGGUAAGAAAUUUCUUCUUGUUUUGGAUGAUGUGUGGUCAGAAGAUUACAACAAAUGGGAACCAUUUUAUCAUUGUUUAAAGAAUGGUUCCUAUGGUAGUAAAAUUUUGAUUACCACACGAAAAGAUACAGUUGCAUCUAUCAUGGGAUCAAUUGACCUUAUUACUAUUAAGGAAUUAUCUGAGGAACAAUGUUGGUUGUUGUUUAGACGAUUAGCAUUUUUUGGUAGGCCCCGUGAGGAGUAUGAAAAAUUAGAAGAAAUUGGAAGGGAUAUUGUUGCAAAGUGCAAGGGCUUGCCUCUUGCUGCAAAAACUAUCGGGAGUCUCUUACGAUUUAAAAGAACUAGAGACGAGUGGCAACGUAUUUUAGAUAGUGAAAUGUGGAAACUAGAGGAGAUUGAGAAAGGUCUUUUAUCCCCUUUGUUGUUGAGUUAUAAUGAUUUGCCAUCUAUGAUAAGACGGUGUUUUUCAUACUGUGCUAUCUUUCCAAAAGAUCACAAAAUAGAUAAACAUCGUUUGAUUAAAUUAUGGAUGGCUCAAGGUUAUCUUGGUUUAGAAAAUGAUACAGAGAUGGAGACAAUAGGCCAAGAGUAUUUUGAUCACUUAGCAUCACGAUCUUUCUUCCAAGAGUUUGAAAAAGACGAAGAUGGGAAUAUCAUAAGCUGUAAGAUGCAUGAUAUAGUUCAUGACUUUGCUCAAUUUCUUAGUAAGAAUGAAUAUUUUACUGUAGAAUUCAAUGGGGGCACCGAAGAGCUAGUUAUAAACACUUCCAAUGAGAAAGCUCGGCAUUCAAUGUUAACGCUUAACAAUGGGGCUACAUUUCCCAUCUCCAUUAGUAGCGUCAAAAGUUUGCGGAGUCUCUUAAUUGGUUGUGAAGGUUCUCCGUAUUUGUUGCCUAAUGAUGUUCUACCAAAUUUAUUUGGUGAAUUGACAUGUUUGAGGGCAUUAGAUAUAAGUGCAGGAUAUAUACGAGAGAAUUUGAUUACAGCCAUUCCAAAAGAGAUAAAGAAGGUGAUACAUUUGAAAUAUCUGAAUUUGUCUGGUCAGAGAGUAGAAAAACUUUCGGAAACUUUGUGUGAGUUAUACAAUCUGCAAACUUUAGAUAUUUCUUGGUGUGGAGAGCUUAAAGAAUUGCCUCAAGGGAUAGGGAAGUUAAUAAACUUGCGGCAUUUGAUUAAUCUUGGAACAAUAUCAUUAAGUUACAUGCCGAAGGCAAUUGAGAAAUUAACUCGUCUCCGAACAUUGAGUGAAUUCUUCGAAAGUAGGGGCCGUGGUGGUGAUGAUAGUAAAGCAUGUAGUACUCUUGAAUGUUUGAAAGCUUUGAAACAUUUACAAGGGAAGCUUGAAAUAAGAGGGCUAGGAAAUGUGAGUGAGGUUAAGAGUAUACAAGUUCUCAACAAUAAGAAAAGCCUCUUCUAUUUGAAGCUGAGAUUCGAUAAAGAUGGAGAAGGAGAGAGGAAAAAGGAAGAUGAUGAAUUGCUUCUUCUUGAGGCCUUGCAACCGCAUCCGAAUUUGGAGAAAUUAGAGAUGGAAAUGUACAGAGGCAGCACUUUUCACCCCAAUUGGGUGAUGUCAUUAACCAGGCUGAGGGAAUUGCGUCUCUACAGUUGCACAAACUGUAUGCAUUUGUCUCCAUUGGGAAAAUUGUCAUCUCUUGAAUCACUGAAGAUUCAUGGAAGGAUGAGUGUGAAAAAAGUGGUGUGGGGGAAAGACAGUGACGGCGAAUCGUCAUCUUCAUCAGUUAUUCAUUUCCCCAAGUUGAAAGUUCUUGAAUUCUGGGAGAUUUACGAAUGGGAAGAGUGGGAUUACGGGAAUACAAUCAUGCCAUGUCUUGUUUCCUUGUCAAUCAAUCGCUGUGGAAAAUUAAAUGCACUGCCUGACGGCCUUCUCCAGGGGGCGACAAAACUAGAACAUUUGCAGUUUUUUCAAAGUUCUCUUUUGGAAGAACGUUACAGAAAGGGAACAGGAGAGGACUGGCCAAAGAUCUCGCACAUUCCCAACAUCAAAUUUACUUAUUUCUAUCUGCAAGGAGGCCCCCUUCGUCGAGAUCUCAAAAGGCUGCAAUUACCAUCAACCCACAAAGGAGAUAUGCAGAAAUAUUGACCAUGAUGUUGAACUGCUCGAUGAUUUCAUUCUGAGUAAUUUAUGCUGGUUGAAGUGUUUUGCUGAAAGGAACAGAGCCAGAGGAGAUAGUUAUGCAACCAACCACAGGAGUAAAAACGAAGUCGGAUUUCACUUCUGUUACUCUUGUGUAUGAUUUUCUUCUUUUAGUUCUCUGUUUCAUCCUGUUUGGACAUUUUUUUCUUUUUCAAUAAAUUCAAACAAUUAACUGAUGGGAAAAUUUUCUUCAGUUACAAGUAUACAUUUCUUCAGA
Pistacia vera is the source of this 3149-nucleotide messenger RNA. RefSeq names its product putative disease resistance protein RGA3. Gene Ontology annotation, biological process: defense response to other organism. Gene Ontology annotation, molecular function: ADP binding. Lineage: Eukaryota; Viridiplantae; Streptophyta; Magnoliopsida; Sapindales; Anacardiaceae. Bases 569 to 2878 code for a protein of 769 amino acids. The record is from RefSeq and is a predicted model, not a curated record. The transcript is spliced from 2 exons.